Molecule: messenger RNA, 2424 nt
Organism: Diospyros lotus (date-plum)
Lineage: Eukaryota; Viridiplantae; Streptophyta; Magnoliopsida; Ericales; Ebenaceae
Exons: 4
Coding region: 148-2076 (642 amino acids)
Cellular component (GO): RQC complex
Source: RefSeq, a predicted model, not a curated record
AAAUCUGUCUUUUACGUGGGCAAGAUUUUCGACCGACUCGUAUCUGUUAGGGCACGUUAUCAUAUUGUCAUCGAUUCCUUCAAAUAUCAUCGGGAGCUGAUUCGAUGCUACUGUUAACUCCUCCGAAUUGAAUUGACCAGGAUAACAAUGUCGGCUCGAUUGCUGAGAAAAGUUCUUAAGGAACAAGAAGCACAAGAGCAACAACGGCAGCAUCUCGGAACAGAAGAAGAGCCUGAAGUUAACGAUGGCGAUCAUUCUGACCCUCUCGAUUUGCCUACUCGUGCUUCUGUAAACCCUUUUGAUCUCCUCGACGACGACGGCCACGAUCAUGACCAGGAACAUGAGCCAGAUAUUGCCGAUGAGCCUUCGGCAGGAAGCAUAAAUGACAAAGAAACCUUUUCUGUAAAAUCUUCUAUCAACACCACUCGCUUGUCAAAUCACAAAACAAAGAAGAAGAAAAAGAAAAAGAACAAGGAAGAUGGCUUUUCAAGUGCACAAAACAUUGGAAACCACUUGGAUGUUAUGUUGGAAAAUUUAUCUGUUGAAGAUAACUCUUUUAGUAGUAUUUCAAAAGCCAAGCAAACAAAUUUGGAAAUUGUUGACAACCUGUGUAAACAUGGCAAGUCCUCCAUUUUGCAAGUUGAUCCCAAGUUUCUAAGUGCAGAAAAUGAGCUGCGAAGAAUAUUUGGUUCAAAAGUAGUAGGUUCAUUUCAAAAGAGUCACCAAGCAGGCAGUUCUAGACAGGUACAUGGGGGAAGACGUGGAAACCACAAGCAUCGAAGGACUAUACUUGUCACUCCAUCAGAACAUUGGCCUCGUUGGGAUGGAUCUUUGUCAAUGGAACUUCUGGAAACAAGAGAUGGUUACCACUAUUUCAGGUAUGUACACUCAUCUUCCUAUGGUGAAGUUCAGAGAGCAUAUGAAGCAGCUAAAGCAAUACACGAUCUUAAUGGCAUAGCUAGUAUUCUGCUGCAUCAUCCCUAUCAUUCAGAUUCAUUGAUUACUAUGGCAGAAUAUUUUGAGUUCAUGGGUGAACGUCAAAUGUCAGCAGAUGCUAUUGCAAAGUGUUUAUAUGGCUUAGAAUGCGCCUGGCAUCCAAUGUUCAACCCCUUGCAGGGGAACUGCCAGUUGAAAUAUAGUCAUGAAAAUAACAGACCUUUAUUCUCUACCCUUUUUGCUCACAUGAAAAACAUGGACAGGCGUGGAUGCCAUCGCUCUGCUCUUGAAAUUUGUAAGUUGUUACUUUCACUAGAUUCAGAUGAUCCAAAGGGUGCCAUGUUUAGCGUUGACUAUUUCUCUCUGAGGGCUGAAGAAUAUGAGUGGUUGGAACGGUUCUCUGAGGAAUAUGGCUCUGACAGUUCCUUAUGGUUAUUUCCAAAUUUUUCAUAUUCUCUUGCCGUUUGCCGAUUUUAUCUCGAGGAUCCAGCAAUUUCAAAAUCUUCCACAACCGAGUCUAGAAAAGCUUCUUCGACUGAUCUUCUAAAGCAAGCUUUGAUGCUUCACCCAUCAGUUCUGAAAAAAUUAGUUACGAAAGUACCUUUGAAAGAUCAGGCAUGGACAAACAUACUCAAGAACAGUUUUUUCAGAUCAGAUCAAACGGGGAGCCCAUCCUUGGACCAUCUGAUUAAUAUAUAUAUUGAAAGGAGUUAUAUCAUUUGGAGGCUUCCUGACCUGCAAAAAUUGCUUAGGAACUCUGCAAUGCUGGUGAUUGAAACACUGGAGAAUAAUAGAAUAGACAUUCAGGACUGGGCUUGUGUGAGGAAAGAAGCAUUUUCAUUGGAGAAAAAUGAGUAUCCCCAUUUAUUGGUAUCGGAUUUCUCGGAUUCAGUGUCGACAAUGCCCCCUGAUAACCUGCAAAAUUUUCUGGUUGACCCAAGAAUGAGAGAGGUACAACUGAAUGGUCGCCAAGCUGCCAACCCGGCUCAAGGCGUGCAGGCUCCCCCCCGCGAUGUUAGGAAUCGUAAUCCAUUAGUUGUGUUGUUCGAGUCAAUGCUACCGUGGAUUGAUUAUGGAGUAGGAGGAGACGAUGGUGAGCACCAGCACAAUGAUGGCCAUGUGCCGGAUAUUGAAGAUUGAAUUUGGCAUUGCACCCAAGGCCAGGCUGCCGAGAAAUUUGCAAUGACCCAGAGGGAGGUAUAGCAGCAGGCUGGUGAUGGUUAGUGAGAAUUGCGAUUUGAACAAAUUUUCCUUUGCACAAGGAAAAGGUUGCAGUCGGAUUGUCAAGAAAUCUUCUUCUUCUUCUUUUUUUCUCAGUGAUUGAUGCUUGGAGAAAUGAAAAAUGUGUUGGACGAAAAAUGUGUUGGACGAUGAUUGCUUUAAAUGUUGUGGGGGUAACUAAAAAUAAUUGCGGACGAAAUACUGCUAUGCUAAAUUCAUUUAUCAAAAAAAGAAAAAAAAAGAAAAAAAAACCAUCAUACAUCUCUC